AGUGGAUGAUGCCCGUAUCUCCCAGGGCAAAAGAGACAGUCGACGGGGACAUUGCCGAUCGUCGGUGACGUUCAGGCUCAGCAGACUGGCUUGCCGUGGUGAGUGACGAAGCAGAUCCAGAAUCCAGAUCCCCCCAUCCCACCGGAUCUCCCAGACGCCCAUGCCGUCAUGCCGCACGUGACCGUCAAGCGACCGAGGAAAGUCGCUGAGUCAGCACCGCUCUGAUCCGGCGGUCACGGGCGGGUGUCCACAAAUCAGGACGAGCCCCAGACCGACGCGACCCAAAGAGGGAACGGCGAGUGACAGCGCAUGAAGAGAGUGUCUUUGUUGUGUUGUUGAGGUAAACAGAAUCAUAACAAGAAUAAUUCGUUCCUGGUACGGCUUCACGGGACUAUUUAGUAUUUCUGUCUCUGGUCUGAACUGAUCUGGUUCUUCUUUUUUCUUUUCCCCCCCUCCUCUACUAUCCACUGUCUCCUGAAUCGUCUUGGGCACGUACACAACGAAUUUUCCCACCGCCUCCCCUCCUUUCAUCUCCCCCCUUCCACAUUCCCAUCUUCACCUCACAUUUUUCUUUCUUAAUUCUUGUUUCAUCACCACUCAAUUCGACCCGCCAUCAUGAGAGAAGUUAUUAGUUUGAACGUCGGUCAGGCUGGUUGCCAGAUCGCCAACUCUUGCUGGGAGGUAUGGGAAAUUGAAUCUCUAAUCUUAGAUUCUCGCGGAAUGCACAAUGCCUGCGGGGCAUGACGUCGAGAGGAAACGGAAUGAAUCGAUAAAAAAAAUUGAUGCUAAUCGACUGUUGUGGUGUAGCUUUACUGCCUCGAGCACGGCAUCCAGGUACGUGAUUUUGGUUGGAAAAACGGCGACACCUCGCUACACCGGGAUCGAAAUCCAAGGAAACUGACCGCUGGUUACCAUAGGCCGAUGGUUACCUGACCGAAGAACGCAAGAGGGAUGACCCCGACCACGGCUUCAGCACCUUCUUCUCCGAGACUGGUACGUUCUUUCCCUGUCUCGCUCGUAUUUCGAUGUUUCAAUCAAUUUUCAUCAAUUUGCAUCAAUUUGCAACCACUCUGACCGCCGUGAUGGUAUCAAUUUCCAGGCCAGGGCAAAUAUGUUCCCCGUACCAUCUACUGCGAUCUGGAGCCCAACGUUGUCGAUGAGGUCCGCACCGGCACCUACCGCAGCCUCUUCCACCCCGAGAACAUGAUCACUGGCAAGGAGGAUGCCUCGAACAACUACGCCCGUGGUCACUACACCGUCGGCAAGGAGAUGAUCGACCAGGUUCUCGACAAGGUUCGCCGUGUGGCCGACAACUGUGCCGGUCUCCAGGGAUUCCUGGUCUUCCACUCCUUCGGUGGUGGUACCGGUUCUGGUUUCGGUGCUCUGCUCAUGGAGCGUCUCUCCGUCGACUACGGCAAGAAGUCCAAGCUGGAAUUCUGCGUCUACCCUGCUCCCCAGAACGCCACCUCCGUUGUCGAGCCCUACAACUCCAUCCUGACCACCCACACCACCCUGGAGCACUCCGACUGUUCCUUCAUGGUCGACAACGAGGCUAUCUACGACAUCUGCCGCCGCAACCUGGGCAUUGAGCGCCCCAGCUACGAAAACCUGAACCGUCUGAUCGCUCAGGUCGUCUCGUCCAUCACCGCCUCCCUGCGUUUCGAUGGCUCCCUCAACGUGGAUCUCAACGAGUUCCAGACCAACCUGGUCCCCUACCCCCGUAUCCACUUCCCUCUGGUGGCCUACGCCCCCGUCAUCUCCGCCGACAAGGCCUCGCACGAGUCCAACUCCGUCAGCGAGAUCACCAUGUCCUGCUUCGAGCCCAACAACCAGAUGGUCAAGUGUGAUCCCCGCAACGGCAAGUACAUGGCCACCUGUCUGCUCUACCGCGGUGACGUUGUCCCCAAGGAGACCCACGCUGCCGUUGCCACCCUCAAGACCAAGCGUACCAUCCAGUUCGUCGACUGGUGCCCUACCGGUUUCAAGAUUGGUAUCUGCUACCAGCCCCCUCAGCAGGUCCCCAACGGUGACCUCGCCAACCUCGACCGUGCUGUUUGCAUGCUGUCCAACACCACUGCUAUCUCCGAGGCCUGGUCCGCUCUCGACCACAAGUUCGAUCUCAUGUACUCGAAGCGUGCUUUCGUCCACUGGUACGUUGGUGAGGGUAUGGAGGAGGGUGAAUUCUCCGAGGCCCGUGAGGACCUGGCUGCCCUCGAGCGCGACUACGAGGAGGUUGCCAGCGACUCGCUGGAGGAGGUUGAGGAGGCCGAGUACUAAACCGGCACGGCCGUUUAGCCGCAACAAACCGGCUGAUGGUGACGGACCACCUGGCUGGUCACCUUUCGUGGUUAUUUCCCAAUGGUUGGGACAAUGGGGACCGGCAUUGGCCCAGGCUGUCAGAGUGAGUUGCGCAACCGGUGUGGUUUGCAAAUAGGAGAAAUGCGUUGGCUUAGCACAGACUACUAUGUUUUCUUUGAUAUAUGUUUAAUAUCCCUGAAGCAGCGAUGAAUUUACCGCUCGUUCGCAAGACCAGAUUUUUGCACUUAGAAAAUUGUAAUUCAGAAGUUUUGUUCGCUGGCUGGGCAGGUGGGAUAAGAGAGGGCGAUGGUUCU
Aspergillus melleus is the source of this 2612-nucleotide messenger RNA. RefSeq names its product tubulin alpha chain. Gene Ontology annotation, cellular component: cytoplasm; spindle; microtubule. The transcript has 4 exons. Lineage: Eukaryota; Fungi; Ascomycota; Eurotiomycetes; Eurotiales; Aspergillaceae. The coding region runs from base 1204 to 2277 and encodes 357 amino acids. Gene Ontology annotation, biological process: mitotic cell cycle; nuclear migration by microtubule mediated pushing forces; microtubule cytoskeleton organization. The record is from RefSeq and is a predicted model, not a curated record. Gene Ontology annotation, molecular function: structural constituent of cytoskeleton; GTP binding.